Lolium perenne is the source of this 2272-nucleotide messenger RNA. Its product is annotated as protein FAR1-RELATED SEQUENCE 5. The record is from RefSeq and is a predicted model, not a curated record. Gene Ontology annotation, molecular function: sequence-specific DNA binding; DNA-binding transcription factor activity. Gene Ontology annotation, biological process: regulation of DNA-templated transcription. Lineage: Eukaryota; Viridiplantae; Streptophyta; Magnoliopsida; Poales; Poaceae.
UCCCGUCGUCCCGCGUGGAGACCGCUGCCGCCAUCGACACCCCGUCCUCCUGCAUCUAGGGCGACCGCCGCCAUCGACUCCACGCCAUCCUGCAUCAUGGGCGGCCGCCGCCACCAGCGGAUCGGCCCGGUCCUGCAUCGCCGGCACCAGACAUGGAUGGUCAAGGCCCUGGCGACGAGGAGAGUGAAGAGUAUCUCCUCGUGGUUAGCAAGACCUUCAGAAAUGAGGAUGAAGGAUAUGAGUUCUAUAAUGAGUACGCAAAGGUCAAAGGGUUCAGUAUUAGGAAGGAGGAGGUGAAAUACUUGCCUGGCACACACACUCGGUUCAGGCGGCUUUACACAUGCUUUAAAGAAGGAUACCUUACAUUGGUGAACUUCGAAAAGCCUGAACCAAAAAGAACUCCAAAGGCUCUUACUCGUUGUGGAUGCCGAGCUCGUUUAGAGAUUGAGCUGAGUGCGGCUACCGGGGAAUGGUUCGUGAAGAAUUUUGUGGACAAGCAUAACCAUCCACUCGCUAAGGAAGGCCAGUCUGCUUACCUGUUCUCUCACCGCCGGAUGACAGACGACCAGAAGGCCGAUGUAGUUGGGUAUGGGAUUGGUGGCCUCCGCACACACAAGAUAAUGGACGUAAUGGAACAUCAGGCCGGUGGUCCCGACAAGGUUGGGUUUAUAUCCCGAGAUUUGUAUAACUUUGUUGCGGAGUACAAGAAGAAAAAGAUUGAAGAUGCACAGUCUCGGUUGGACUACGAUGCAUUUAGCGGAGUUCUAAUCUUUGACAGCACGUACCGUGUGAACCGUUAUAACCUGCCAUUUGUUCCGUUCGUUGGAGUGAACCACCAUCGCAGCACGACUGUGUUUGCUUGUGCGGUCUUAUCAGAUGAGACCACAAGCUCAUAUGUAUGGCUGCUCGAGACAUUUCUCAUGGCGAUACGCCAGAAACAUCCUAGAUCACUGAUCACUGAUGGGGACUAUGCAAUGGCUAGAGCAAUCUUCGUUGUAAUGCCCGAUGCAUUUCAUCGGUUGUGCAGCUGGCACAUAGAACAAAACAUGAUAAAGCACCUUCGCAAGGAAAAGCUGAAAGACUUCAGGCAAUUCAUUUACAUGAGGAUGGAAGUUGAUGAGUUUGAGAGGAGAUGGGCCGAGUAUAAGCAGAAGCACGGGGUUAGCGAAAAGGACUCAUGGUUUAAUAGGAUGUAUGAUCUGAGAGAGAAAUGGUCCGCGGCGUACACAAAAGGUGGGUACUUUCUGCGAAUGAGGAGCAACCAGAGGAGUGAAAGUCUCAACUCUGGGCUCCAUAACCAUCUUGACAGGCAUAUGUCGAUGGUCGAUUUGCUCGAGCACUCUCAGUAUUACAAGUCACGUAUCCAUACGAAUGAAGAGGAGCUGGAUGCCAAAGCUUCGCAGUCAGUACCUUUCACUAAAAUAUCCGAUCACCCACUGUUGAAAAGUAGUGCUGCCCGUAUUUAUACUCCGGUAAUGUUCAAGAUAGUAAAGGAGCAGAUCAUGAAAUCUGAUGAAUGGAAGAUUGGUGAGGUGACCCAGCAAGAUGCUUUUGGUUUUAGUUGUAUUGUAGUCAGUAAAUGGGGCAAUCAUGAUGUGACGUGUGUUUUUCGGCGAUACCUUGAUGGAGAGCGUGUGCUGCCACUGUCGGAAGAUGCAGCGUGAGGAAAUCCACUGUGCACACGUAUUUCGUGUUCUGAAACACCUAGGCUUCCGCGAUAUACCUCACUGUUGUAUUGCCGUCAGAUGGACAAUGCAAACUAAAGCUGGUUUGGAACCCGAGGGCAAUAACAGUAGACAUGUUUGGUCUGAACAGAUGGAUCGGUACCGGCGAACUCCGAAACAAGGCGAAUACAUUUCUAUUCAAAGCUUCAUUGAGCAUCCAGGAAUCACAGAGUGAUGGGAUUUUUUAACACUAUUUCGUUGGAUGACGACGAGAAUGACGAGAAUGCUGAGGCUGGCGAGAAUGAUGUCAAUACUGCUUCCAGAACAUUUGGUCCGUUGCCUGCAUAUUUUUCAGGGGCAAACCAAGCUUUUACUGGGAAAGUUCUCGAUCCAAUUCCGAUAAAGCCAAAAGGUGCUCCAUCUAAGAAGAGGCCUAAGGCGUUCCAUGAGAGAUUCAGACCCGCGGACUAAGGUGGUAUGUGAUUUGAAGCAAAAGGUGCUGCUGUGUCGUCUUCCGAAGCUAACAGGUGGAUUUCUGAAUGAUAUGGUACCGUUAUGGAUUAUAUUUUCGUAUUACCGAUCUACAUUGAUUUUCUCAGAAAGAUAUA